CGGAUGGGUGGUGCGGCGCGGUGACGUCACGUCCGGGCAAUGGAGGCCGAGCAGCGGCGGCUGCUGCGGCUGGGUCGCGUGCGGCUGGUGCAGGGCCUGCAGCUGGCGGCGCUGUGGGGGCCGCUGGCGCGGGAAGGCGUCUUCUCCCAGGACAUGCUCGACGACAUCCAGAGAGCAGGCACUCCAAGAGACCAAGCCAGGCAGUUACUUAUAGACCUUGAGACCCGAGGGAAGCAAGCUUUUCCUACUUUUGUUUCCAUCCUACACGAAACUGGACAGAAAGAGCUGGCAGAUUUCCUGAGUGAAGGAUGCACUUCCCCGCAGCCAUCCUCAAUUGACAUAAAACCCAUUGAAAUUGGACCGCGUGGUGGAAAGGGUGAUGCAAGUGGGAGAGCUCUGCCAGUCCAAGCCAGGACUGAGAAAUGCCAAGAAUUGGACCACCCUGGUACAGUGUCUCACAGUGCUGCUGCAGACGGGUUCAGACGGAACUCCAAUAUGGUUUAUGUUCUGAAGUCACGCCCAUGUGGAUACUGCUUCAUCAUCAACAACGUCCAUUUCAGCCGCGAGUCUGGCCUGUCCCUUCGACAGGGCUCCAACCUAGACUACGAAAAACUGAAGAGGCGCUUCUCAUUGUUCCACUUUGAAGUCCUUACCCGACAAGAUCUCACAGCUGAGGAAAUGAUCCGGGAGCUGUCGGAGCUGGCCAAGAAGGACCACAGCGCUAUGGACUGCUGCCUGGUUGUGAUCCUGUCCCAUGGCCGUCAGCGCAGCCACGUUCAGUUUCCUGGAGAAGUUUGUGGGACAGAUGGGACAAGCAUUCCAAUUGAAAAGAUUGUGAACUACUUCAAUGGACUGAAUUGCUGGAGUUUGAGGGGCAAACCCAAACUCUUCAUCAUUCAGGCCUGUGGUGGAGAGGAAAGGGAUUAUGGAUUUCAAUUGGAUUCCGACUCAUCUGGAAACCAAGGUUAUGGAGCUUCUCUAGAAUCAGAUGCAUGUCCCCUUAAGCCUUCCUCGGGGAACUUGGAUGAGCCAGAUGCAGUUGCCAGUUUACCCACGGCCAGUGACAUCUUGGUGGCCUAUUCAACGUUUCCAGGAUUUGUCUCCUGGAGGGACCGCAACAGUGGCAGUUGGUUUGUGGAAACCCUGGAUAGAAUACUUGAGCAAUAUGCUGAUUCUGAAGAUCUGCAGAAGCUGUUGUUGAGGGUGGCGAAUGAAGUGUCUGCUAAAGAAAAAUACAAGCAGAUGCCAGGCUGCUAUCACUACCUUCGGAAAGAGUUCUUCUUCAUGACCAAGUGAAGCCCAGGCUUGGAGGUCUCUCCUGUAAGUCAGGAUUGUCUCCAGCAAGCCUGAGGACACCCUGCACAUGGCCAUGGCUGCUCUGAUUUGAUUCUCUAUUCAGCUGCUCUUGAUUGCAUGUGUCCUGGGAAGUGCAGUUGAUUAACUCCCAUGUUACUAUGAAAUGGAGGCUUUGCUCCCUUUCUGCUCAGAGCAGGACUGUUGGGUUCCAGAUCCAGAACAUUUCAGGCAGUUGACAAAGCCUGUGGGAUAAUUCUGGGCUAGGCUAGUAGCUGCAGCCUUUGAGUCGAUCUCCCUGUUCUUCAGAGAAAAGUGCCUCGAGCUGCUUUAGGCUUUAUGCUGGCUUUGUCCACUUUUGACCUGUGAUUGCAGCUCCCUUGUGUGGGAGAAGGGAAAGGUGAAGUGUUUGUAUUGUACAAUCAAAACCUCUUGCACUAUGAAUCAGUUACAUGCACCUGAAUCCAAAUGCUGUGGAUUGGGGCAGGGGGGAGUUUUACAGCAUUUGUUACCUUUUUCUAUUAAACUCCUCAUCUUUGUAGACA
Messenger RNA from Gavialis gangeticus (Gharial), 1838 nucleotides. RefSeq names its product caspase 9 (gene CASP9). Lineage: Eukaryota; Metazoa; Chordata; Crocodylia; Gavialidae. Gene Ontology annotation, biological process: regulation of apoptotic process; proteolysis. The transcript is spliced from 10 exons. Gene Ontology annotation, molecular function: cysteine-type endopeptidase activity. The coding region runs from base 40 to 1296 and encodes 418 amino acids. The record is from RefSeq and is a predicted model, not a curated record.